UUUCGUCAUGACGUCAUUGGUACAGUAUCACAGAGGCAGUUCAGUUCAUUGACCAGGAGAGGGCGGCCGGGAGCCGUUCAGUCCCACAGUGACGUCACUCUCUGUGAGCGAGAUCGGAAAGACGGGCAUGCUAUCGCGAGAGCAGUGUGCCGCGGCCGCAGCACUGGAUGGAAACCUGGAUUGCGCCCCUCUCCUCUCCAUCGUUAUUUUUUUACAGCGACAGCACGAGUCUCGAACGGGACACUAACGGGACCCGAGGCAGAGUGAGAGCAGAGAAGAGAAGAGCCAGGAGACGUUCUGAGGAAUAUAAUAUACAGAGAAUAUCUGGUAUUAGGCUGAACAGAAGGAAAGAACUGUGGAAGGACUGAAGACACCUGCCAGUCAAGACUUACCUGAAAGAGACCACAGCUCUCCGUCCCUCUUUCUACCUCUUCUCUUUGUUUUUCAUUCUCUCUAUCCCACUCUCUCUCUCUAAUGGGAGUAACUUAGAACACGUUGUUCCAUCUCAUGCCCCGGCUCCUCCAUACGUUUCCGUGGCGAUGGGAGCGCCCAGCAGGAAGUGAUGUCGUGGAAGAGGAAUUACUUUGCGUCGGGCGGUGGUGGCGUAAGUCCUGGUGGAGGGCUACAGGGCCUGAUCACGACCCCUCGGACUAUGGCCUCGUUUGCCCCGAGUAAAGGCCUCAGCAAUGAACCUGGACAGAACAGCUGCUUCCUAAACAGUGCUCUGCAGGUUCUGUGGCAUCUGGAUAUCUUCCGUAGAAGUUUCCGUCAGCUGACCACCCACAAGUGUAUGGAAGACUCCUGCAUCUUCUGUGCCCUCAAGAGUAUCUUUGCCCAGUUCCAGUUCAGCAGUGAUCGUGUGUUACCGUCGGACGUGUUGCGGAGCGCGCUAGCCAAGACCUUCCAGGACGAACAGCGCUUCCAGCUGGGGAUCAUGGACGACGCAGCCGAAUGCUUCGAGAACCUGCUGAUGCGUAUCCAUUUCCACAUCAGCGGCGAGACCAGAGAGGACAUCUGUACAGCUGAACACUGUAUACCACACCAGAAGUUCGCCAUGACGCUGUUCGAACAGUGUGUGUGCAGUAGCUGUGGAGCCACGUCGGACCCCCUUCCCUUCAUUCAGAUGGUUCACUACAUCUCUACCACGUCCCUCUGUAACCAGGCAGUGAGGAUGUUAGAGUGCAGAGAGAAGCCCACCCCCGACAUGUUCGGAGAGCUGCUCCACAACGCCAGCAAUAUGGGAGACUUACGCAACUGCCCAAGUAACUGUGGGGAGGUGUUGCGUAUCCGCCGUGUGUUGAUGAACUCUCCAGAGAUAGUGUCCAUCGGCCUGGUCUGGGAUUCAGACCACUCGGACCUGGCUGAGGACGUCAUUCACAGCCUGGGCACCUGUCUACACCUGGGGGAUUUGUUUUACCGUGUGACAGAGGAGAGGGCUCGUCAGGCUGAGCUGUACCUGGUUGGUAUGGUGUGCUAUUAUGGUAAACACUACUCCACAUUCUUCUUCCAGACUAAGAUACGCAAGUGGAUGUACUUCGACGACGCUCAUGUCAAAGAGAUCGGUCCUAAGUGGAAGGACGUGGUUGCGCGGUGUAUAAAGGGUCACUACCAGCCUCUAUUGCUGCUUUAUGCUGACCCCCGGGGGACGCCGGUGGUAACGCAGGACAACCCCCAGCUGGACCUGCUGCACUGCAGCAAGGCUGGAUAUGACAGCGAGGACUCUGGACGGGAGCCCUCCAUAUCCAGUGAUACCCGUACAGAUUCCUCUGACAGCUCCAGCCGCCGAGCAUCUCUAAAUCGCCCUCUCCACCAGUCAACAGGCAGUCACCUGUCCAGUGAAUCGCAGACCGCCAUUGUCAGUAACCAUGACAACAGCACACCGCUACACAGUGCAGACCCAGCAGACCCAGUAGGAGAGACCCCCCGCUGCCCCCCCUCCCCUCCCCUGCAGCAGGGGGACUAUAAAGAGACAGCUGUGUUCCUCCUCUCCUCUCCUCGUCCAUUGUCAUCUUCCUCUUCCUCCCAUCCCCCCUCAUCCUGUUCCUCCCAUCCCCCCUCCUCCUGUUCCUCCCAUCCCCCUUCCUCUACCUGUUCCUCCCAUCCCGUCUCCUCCUCCUACUCUUCCUCCUGUCCCAUGUCCUCUUCCUCCUCCUCGGGGAUAGGGGGGUCUGUGCUGGGAUCUGAGACGGGGGCCGUGGGGCCACACUGGGAGGAUGAGAGCACUAGCAGUGAGUCCAAGUCUAGUUCGUCUGGGGGUCAAUGUUACCGGCCGGCCUGGAGGCCACGGAGGGAGGCCCUGAACAUCGACAGCAUCUUCACCCGCCAGAGAGGCUCUCCGCUGGGCUGCAGCACCAUGCCUGGGCUCCCUCUACCUUCAGCGCUCCAACAUCACUGUCCAACCAACAUGCCUGAUCUGCAGGGGGCAGGAGAGAGGGCCGGGGGUUUAGGUGGCAUGGGGGGAGACACGGAGGGGGUGGCAGGGAUGCCUGGUUUGCUAGGCAACGGCACGGACUGCCCCCCUCCUCCUCCCCCGUUGAGAGGGGCGGAGCCUCAGCCUCGUCUGAUCCAGAGGAUGGAGAGUGGUUAUGAGAGCAGCCCUGACAGGGAGGUAGGUCAGAAGCGUGUGUUGAUGACUGGUCCGUCGUGGCGCUCGGUGCCCAAGUCUAAGAGCACCAGUGCCAUCCUGCAGGAGCUGCCAGCACCUUGCUGGGGUAGCAAUAACAACCUGGGCGUUGGCCGCAGUGAGCUGGAUGAUCUUCAGGAGGAGGUGGUGAGGAGAGCGAGACAGCAGGAGCAGCAGAGGAGGGAGGAGGCAGAAAGAGAAGCUGCCACGACCUUCAACCCCAGACCCUCCAAAUACAUGGACUUAGACCAGCUACAACACCAAGCUGUGCUCAGCCCCCUGCAUGAGGCUAAUGCUCGUGUUGGAUUGGCUGUAGCUGCAUGCAUGAGGAGCACUGGGGAGCCAAUCACACAGGAACAGGAUAUGGAGCAGGAAACAGGACGCGCCAGUCCACAGGGGAAUUGCAGUGAACAGUCUGGCCCGCUCCAAGUACUGCUGACGCCCAAUCAGGAGGGGGAAGAGGUUCGGCCAGCCUACCAGGCUGCAACCCUGGGCCCUGGUCAGCCCCCUCUCCACUCAUCCCUCCCACGCCCUUCCACCAACAGCCCCCCUGCACAGGUUGAGGAGGGUAAGAAGCAACAGGGGAUGAGGCUGGAGGAGUUGUUGCAGGUUGGGGGUGUGUGUGUGAGACCUCUAAGCAGACACCUGGCCAUCUCUCUCCCCUCUCUACCUCUCGGACUCUGGGAUCUCCACCCCUCUCCCUCCACUGCCUCUCCUCAUUGGCCCGAUCAAGGUUCUGCCGCCAACACCGUCACACGUCAUUGGUCCUCCUGGAGCUUGGACCGCCCAGAUGCCGUGGUUACGCCAUAUGACACACCUCCAGACCGCCGCCUCCCCGUUAGGCCACAUCUCCCCUACCGAAACUACAACUCCCAGCCUGCCCCUCGGCAGCAUGACCCCUGUGACCCUGAGGAGGCAGGGUUAUCAGAGCUGGACUUCCUGUACCGGGCCAGCCUCCAGGCAGGAAGUAGAGGUGGUAGUCCAGCCGGGAGGCUGCAGGGUGGGGUAGGAUGGCCAGCUCGUUCCCUCACCCCCAACGCCAACGUGGAGAUGAGUGUGUACCGGACUGACUGCAGCAGCACUAUUGGCCGCAGUCUGAGCGGCACAAUCAUCAACCCGCGUCGCCAUCGUCUCACCGCAACACGCAGCUUUGAGAUGCCCAAUGGUGCAGGGAGUUUCUGGUGUCUGACUGGGGUGAAGCUGUCUUCAGACCACUGA
Molecule: messenger RNA, 3841 nt
Organism: Coregonus clupeaformis (lake whitefish)
Lineage: Eukaryota; Metazoa; Chordata; Actinopteri; Salmoniformes; Salmonidae
Product: inactive ubiquitin carboxyl-terminal hydrolase 54
Exons: 20
Coding region: 563-3841 (1092 amino acids)
Biological process (GO): protein deubiquitination
Molecular function (GO): cysteine-type deubiquitinase activity
Source: RefSeq, a predicted model, not a curated record